CAACACGUCUGCGACCUCUCCUCCACCUAGCUGUGCGACCGGCCCCGACGCUCCCUUGGGCCCCAAGGCCCUUUGGGCGCAUCGGGCGCCUGCGCCACAGCGCCAGGCUUAAAACUUUUCUCAAACAACAGGACAGGAACUUCACUCUGCUUAGAAAUGGCACAGCCAGCGCAGCUACCGAAGCAGCCAGACCUACAGGACCUUGCCGGCCUGUUUCUUUCAGCGGCUUCUGUUCUUGCUCCUGGCGUUCUUGGCGCUGCAGCCCAGGGAUCUGUUGCAGUUGGUGGCCACCAGCCUCCCCCAUUGCCUCCCCACCUGCUGCAUCCCACGGCGCUUGGACAACCAGUGGAUGGCGAUGGGCUUCCUUUAUCUAUCUCAGCGAACGGUCAGCGGACAGCAAGGGGCAACAAAGCCGCAACAAAGAAUAAGGACUUUCCAGACUUGACAAACAUGGGGGCGCUGCAAGCGCACGCCCUUGAGGUCAUCGCGAGCCAACAGCCGUUUGCAUCUUUGCAUGCGCUGGGCCAGCAACUUCCUACCGACACCGCGACAGCUGCGGCCGCAGCGGCCGCGGCAGCUGCUGCAGUAGCAGCGGCAGCCGCGGAGGCCCAGCAGCAACAUACCAGCAGUUUGCAACCUGGGGGCAGCGACGGUGUAGGCCUCCAGGACGCGCCCACGGUUGUGGCAAAAAAGCGGCGGAGAGAAACAGCGGCCGAGAAUGAAAGCGCUGGUCUCAUCUGGACAGAUGAGCGGGUGCAGCUUGUUUUCGAGACUGUCAGGAGCAACAUGGCAGCAAACAAGAAGCCUGACUACCCGGGUCUCAUCAAGGCGCUGGGAUGGGAGAACGUGCCGGACCAGCACAAGGUGGUCCUCAAGCUGCGCAACAAGUACAGCGCCAUGCGACGUAUCGUGGAGAGCGGCGCUACGUUUGAGGAGCGCAUCGCACCCAAGGUGGACUACCCCUAUCCGCUGGUGCGCAAGGUUAAGGAGGUGCUCAAGACUUUCCCCAACUGCUCGGCGACGGUGAAGGAGGUGUGGGAGGCCAUGGAAAACGACCCGUACUACAGCCCGUACCUGGACCGGCGGCCGCAGACAACGGAUGGCCGGCGCUUAACACGUUGGCAAAAGCAGGUCAGCCGCAUCCUGACAAGCCGCGUGCGGUUCGGUUUCAUCAACACGGGUACCAAGAAGGAUGGGCUGUUCGUGUACAAGUACGACCAGGCGCAAGACCACACCACGCGCAAGGCGCGCCUCAAGUUUGACCUUGCUACGGGGCCACCCGGCAUGCACGGCAUGCCGCUGCCGCAUGGCGCCAUGCUGAACCCCAUGGAGGACAUGGUGGACGAGGAGGAUGACGACGACGAGGAGGCGGGAGCGGACGGCGCCGGCGGCUCGAAGCGUGCUGCUGCUGAGAAGCGAUCGGCCGUGCUCCGGGCGGCGCUGCUUCCGCGAACCGCUCUGGACGUUGGCGUUGACCCGCAUACCGCUCCUAGGCAUCGCAGCAACCGGCCGCUGCGUCCGGCCUCGGCAGCAGCUGGAGCGCAGCAGUCCAACCACCAGGCAGCGGCGGCUGCGGCGGCUGCUGCGGCGGCUGCCAGCCAGGUGAACAUCCAGCAGAUGGGACAAAUGCUGGCGGCAGCAGCGGCGGCAGGGCAAGCGGGCGCGCUGGCGGGUCAACAGCCGUUUGCGCAAAUGGUUGCGGAGGCGGCAGCAGCGGCGGUUGGAGCCAACGGCAUUUCGUCAGCUACAUCGGCAGGGAUGGUGCUGCCACCUAUGGGCAUGGUUCAGCCCCAGCAGAUGUCUCCAGGCCAGAUGGGAACGCCGCAGCUGUCCAUGGCUCCGCAUGACGCGGCUAUGCUGUCUUCCCUUGUGAACAACCCGCAGAUGGCGGCCGCAAUGGCGGCUGCAGCCAUGGGCGGCGACCCCAGCCAGGUAGCCGCGAACAUGGCGGCAGUUGCCGCUGCGGCCGUGGCAGCAGCCAGCGGUGGCGGGGCAUUGGGCAAGCGGUCGACAGGGCGCCUAGCGCGGACAUGCUCAGAGUCCUUGGCCGGUGCAGACGGCAUGGCGGAUAUUGACAUGGGGGCCGCGGUGGAGGAUGAUGGGCAGCAGCAGCUGGAGCCUGGCAGCGCGGCGGCGGCAGCGGCAGCCGCGGCCGCAGCGGCCGCUGCGGCGGCUGGCUUAGCGAAUGGACAAGGGCUGCUUGAAGCUUUGACUGCUGCAAGCGGGCUUGGAGGCGCGUCGGGCCUGCCCGCGAGCGCGCUCAGUGAUGCUGCCAUGCACUUUGCACAGAUGCAGCAGCACCACCAACUGCACUUGCCGGGCCUGCAAGGGCUGACGCACCAUGCGUUGGGCGGCAAGGACGGCAGGGCAGAGUACGCUGGGGAGGAUAUGCAUGACCAGGCGGCAGGCGGCGAGGUGACUGAGGAGGAGCAUGCACAUGCCCACGGCCAUGCGGAUGGUGGCCAUAUGGCCCCUCGGGCACCCCAUGAUGCGCAGCUGGAGGGUCCAGGCCCGGGAGCGCACCAUGGCGAUGUGGGGGUGCUUCAACACCACCACCAUCACCACCACCACGGCCACCACCACCCGCAGCAGGCAGCAGCUGACCACACGGCUGUGCUUGAGGAGAACGCGGCUGCAGCGGCAGCAGCGGCCGCUGCGGCCGCAGCGGCGGCGGCGGCAGCUGCGCCGCAUGGGGCGUCCGGGGACACUCAGCAGGGGGAUGUGUCCGGCGAUGGAACGAUGGCUGCGGCGGCAGCAGCAGCGGCAGCCGCGCACGAUAGCUUGAUGCAGCUCCAGGCGAUGGGGCUGGGAGCUGCGGCCGCGGAGUACCUGCAGGUCUCACAGCACCUGAUGCAGUACGCGGCCAACCCGGCAAACGCCAAUCAAUUGCUGAUGCAGCUGUCGCAGCAGACGCAGCACAUGCACCAUCACAUGCAGCACCCGGGGCUAGACAUGCAGUACCAGGACCCCCAGCAACAAGCCGAGGAGGCUGCGGCGGCGGCGGUUGCUGCGUCACAGCAGCAGGGCGAGGCUGGACUAGCAGAGCAGCAUCAGCCUGGCGGGCAGUUGCAGGGAGGGCAUCCCCAGGACGUGUCGAUGAACAUGCUGCUGCUGGGCUUGGGGCCGUUGCUCGGGCUACAACAGGUGUUUGGCGCACCGCCGUCAGCAUCUGAAGCAGGGGGUUUGGACGAUUCUAGCACAGGAAUAGUGCAGAAAUGAAGCGGGCGGUCUCCACGAUGGGUCUGUGAGUGACUUCAGUAGCAAUGCCAGCCAUGCGGUUUGUGGCAGUAUAGUUGCGUAAGGGUUGUGGGGGUAGAAAGGGGACCGCUGGUGCUCCAGCGGCGCCGGAUGGCUGACUUGGUAAAAACAUGCCUGAACUAAACAGUUUGAAGUGUACGGGUAAGCUUUCCGCAAUGAAUGCAUUAUGGCCUCUUGGUGGUGCAUGUCGUUUCGUGCCAUAAUACUAAGAACUGUGGGUGUUGCAACUUGUCCUUUCUAUGUGC
This is a messenger RNA of Astrephomene gubernaculifera, 3503 nucleotides long. The record is from the annotation of a GenBank genome assembly. NCBI's taxonomy places the organism in Eukaryota, Viridiplantae, Chlorophyta, Chlorophyceae, Chlamydomonadales, Astrephomenaceae.